This is a messenger RNA of Gloeophyllum trabeum ATCC 11539, 393 nucleotides long. RefSeq lists its product as uncharacterized. The transcript has a single exon. The record is from RefSeq and is a predicted model, not a curated record. Bases 1 to 393 code for a protein of 130 amino acids. NCBI's taxonomy places the organism in Eukaryota, Fungi, Basidiomycota, Agaricomycetes, Gloeophyllales, Gloeophyllaceae.
AUGUCCAACUUGGAAGCUCACCGUGUCAAAUUCGCAGCUGCCCUGAAGAGCCUGGAGAGUGAGGGUGUGAACAUCUGUCGCCACGAGAAGACAGAGUGGGGCAAAGCAUCGUCCGCAGAUGGCCAAUCCUUCACGAUCGUCUUCCCCGACAUCAAUAAGAAAUUCGAGGGCAGCGCAGAUGUCAAGAUCACAUCUCCUACUUUCAAACCUGUGACCGCGCAAGUCAGCUACACCAAGGAGAGCGAGCUUACGGGCUACAGGAGGUUCAAAGUUCAUGGUGUCAACACGUGCAUCGUAAUCGUUCUCGACAACGGGGUCGUCAUUGUGAUUGAUGACAAUUCGAGCAUUGAGACCAACACUCAGGGAAGCGGCAAUUGGUCCACUGCUGAGUAA